AGCCUUCAGCGUUAUAUGGGUGGUAUUGCGUGCGGUCUGGUGUUAAUACACUUACCUGAACCCGAGACGAGACUGUUGUCACCAUGUCUAAACCACUGUCAGACCACGACAGGAAAAAGCAGAUUUCUGUGAGGGGGCUCGCCGGUGUGGAGAAUGUGGCAGACCUAAAGAAAAACUUUAAUCGCCAUCUGCAUUUCACGCUGGUAAAGGACAGGAACGUAUCCACCAAACGGGAUUAUUACUUUGCGCUCGCGCACACAGUCAGAGACCACUUGGUAGGCAGAUGGAUCAGAACACAGCAGAGUUAUUACGAGAAAGACCCCAAACGUGUUUAUUACAUCUCCCUGGAGUUCUACAUGGGCCGUACCUUGCAGAACACUAUGGUGAACCUGGCACUUGAGAACGCUUGUGAUGAAGCCGUAUAUCAGCUGGGUCUGGAUAUGGAGGAGCUGCAAGAGAUGGAGGAAGAUGCUGGACUGGGAAAUGGAGGCCUUGGUCGUCUUGCUGCUUGCUUCCUGGACUCUAUGGCUUCUCUUGGUCUGGCUGCCUACGGUUACGGCAUCCGCUAUGAGUUUGGGAUCUUCAACCAGAAAAUCUCCAAUGGCUGGCAGGUGGAAGAGGCAGAUGACUGGCUCCGCUAUGGUAACCCAUGGGAGAAAGCGCGUCCAGAAUAUAUGCGCCCUGUCCACUUUUAUGGUAGGACGGAGCAUCACCCAGAUGGAGUGAAAUGGGUGGAUACUCAGGUUGUCUUAGCUUUGCCUUAUGACACCCCUGUACCCGGAUACAGAAACAACAUCGUAAACACCAUGAGGCUGUGGUCUGCCAAGGCUCCUUGCGAUUUCAACCUGAAAGACUUUAAUGUCGGUGGCUACAUUCAGGCCGUGCUGGACAGGAACCUGGCGGAGAACAUCUCUCGUGUGCUCUACCCCAAUGACAACUUUUUUGAGGGUAAGGAGCUCAGAUUGAAGCAGGAGUACUUUGUAGUGGCUGCGACUCUGCAAGACAUCAUCCGCCGCUUCAAGGCCUCCAAGUUCGGCUCCAGGGAUAUCGUGCGCACAGACUUCAGCACUCUGCCUGACAAGGUGGCCAUUCAGCUGAAUGACACUCACCCUGCCUUAGCCAUCCCUGAGCUGAUGAGAGUGCUGGUUGAUGAAGAGAAACUACUGUGGGAGAAGGCAUGGGACAUCUGUAACAGGACCUGCGCUUACACCAAUCACACUGUGCUGCCUGAGGCUCUGGAACGCUGGCCUAUCGACCUCUUCCAGACCCUGUUACCACGCCAUCUCGAGAUCAUCUAUGAAAUCAAUCGCCGCCACAUGGAGCGUGUGUCCUCUCUUUACCCUGGUGAUGUGGACCGCAUGCGCCGCAUGUCUCUCAUCGAGGAGGGCGGACAGAAGAGAGUCAACAUGGCUCACCUGUGCAUCGUCGGCUCUCAUGCAGUCAACGGUGUGGCACGAAUCCACUCGGACAUCCUCAAAGCUACCGUAUUCAAAGACUUCUAUGAGAUGGACCCACACAAGUUCCAGAACAAAACCAAUGGUAUCACCCCUCGCCGUUGGUUGGUGAUGUGCAACCCUGGUCUGGCUGAGGUCAUUGCAGAGAGAAUCGGAGAGGACUUCAUCCGUGACCUGGAUCAGCUGAAAAGGCUUCAUGAUUUUGUCAAUGAUGAGGCUUUCAUUCGAGAUAUCGCUAAAGUUAAACAGGAGAACAAACUGAAGUUUGCUGUGCACCUCGAAGAGCACUACAAAGUAAAGAUCAACCCCAACUCAAUGUUUGAUGUUCAGGUGAAAAGAAUCCAUGAAUAUAAGAGGCAGCUGCUCAACUGUCUGCACAUUAUCACUUUCUACAACCGCAUCAAAAAAGAGCCCAACAAGAAGUGGACCCCAAGAACAAUUAUGAUUGGAGGAAAGGCUGCUCCAGGCUACCACACAGCUAAAAUGAUCAUUCGUCUCAUCACAGCUAUUGGUGAGGUGGUCAACAACGAUCCAAUAGUGGGCGACCGCCUAAAAGUCAUUUUCCUAGAGAACUACAGAGUCACCCUUGCUGAAAAAGCGAUCCCUGCGGCUGACCUGUCCGAGCAGAUCUCCACAGCUGGCACAGAAGCUUCUGGAACGGGCAACAUGAAGUUCAUGCUGAAUGGAGCGCUGACCAUCGGCACCAUGGACGGAGCCAAUGUGGAGAUGGCAGAGGAAGCAGGAGACGGCAACCUCUUCAUCUUCGGCAUGAGAGUGGAGGAUGUCGAUGCUAUGGAUGCUAAAGGAUACAAUGCGUCAGAGUACUACAAUCGUAUUCCAGAGCUGAAGCAGGCCAUUGAUCAGAUCGCAGGAGGUUUCUUCAGCCCAAAACAGCCUGACCUCUUCAAGGAUAUCGUCAGCAUGCUGAUGCACAACGAUAGGUACAAGGUGUUUGCUGACUAUGAAGACUACAUCAAAUGCCAAGAAAAAGUCAGUGCUUUGUAUAUGAACCCUAAGGAAUGGACCAAGAAGGUGAUCAUGAACAUCGCCGGUUCAGGCAAGUUCUCCAGCGACCGCACCAUCUCCGAGUACGCCCGUGAGAUCUGGGGCGUAGAGCCCAGUCUGGAGAAGCUUGCUGCGCCCGAUGACCCAAAAUAAACCUCCACCCGCCCAUCUCGAACCAAGAGCAACCUGUAUGAUCCAGCAACACUAGAGUCUUCCUCUUCAAGAAUCCAGCUAUGCCUGUCUUGCUCUGUCUUACUAUGGCAACUCCAACAUGAUCUGUUAAUUUUCAAUCGUAAACGUUCUGCCUCAUUCACUUCACAAACAAUCAAUAACUCCGACAAACUCAGUUUUCAACGCGUAACUUCUUAUAUCAGCAUUAUUCAGCAAAAAUUGGGGCUGCUUUCCCAAAAGCACCAGAAGCCUAAAUAGAUUGUGGAAACUAUUGGUCUAUGAUUUAUAUAGGCUUAAGAUGCUUUUGGGAAACGCUCUGAAUCGCAUUUUCAGAAGAAGAUCCCAGAAGGUUCUUGAUGUUAUAUUUGGGUUUUGAAUCAACCCAACCCUUUCCCUUUCUGAAAAGUUCAAGUAUGGAGGGCUAAAUCUGCAAAAAUUAAAAAUAAAUAUAGAUAGAUAAAUAAAUACAUCAAUAAAUAAAUAAAUGUAAUGUAAUAACAGGAAAAUAAAUAAAUGAGGCUUGUGUUCAUUUUGUAAUCACAGAGAAAAGUCAAACUCCCAAAAGAAUAAAUACAUCAAUAAAUAGAUAAAAUAAAUACAAAAAUGAAUAAGUGAGUAAGGAAAUAAAAGUAAAAAAA
Molecule: messenger RNA, 3268 nt
Organism: Carassius auratus (goldfish)
Lineage: Eukaryota; Metazoa; Chordata; Actinopteri; Cypriniformes; Cyprinidae
Product: glycogen phosphorylase, muscle form-like
Exons: 20
Coding region: 84-2612 (842 amino acids)
Biological process (GO): glycogen catabolic process
Cellular component (GO): cytoplasm
Molecular function (GO): glycogen phosphorylase activity; pyridoxal phosphate binding
Source: RefSeq, a predicted model, not a curated record